Exophiala xenobiotica is the source of this 321-nucleotide messenger RNA. RefSeq lists its product as uncharacterized. The transcript has a single exon. The record is from RefSeq and is a predicted model, not a curated record. The coding region runs from base 1 to 321 and encodes 106 amino acids. Gene Ontology annotation, molecular function: oxidoreductase activity, acting on the CH-OH group of donors, NAD or NADP as acceptor. Lineage: Eukaryota; Fungi; Ascomycota; Eurotiomycetes; Chaetothyriales; Herpotrichiellaceae.
AUGUAUUUCCCUCUCGAGAAGACCACGGAUGAUUACUGGAACAAGAUUGUCAAUACAAGCCUGCAAGGAACGUAUUUCAUGACUCGAGCAUGUCUUCCAGUUCUAUCGGCCGGGCCAGUCAUUGUGAACGUUUCGUCUGUCGCAGGGCUCCGUGCCGACGCCGGCUAUGCAAUCUACAACGCUGCUAAGUUCGGUGUAAUUGAAUUUUCGAAAGCGAUGGCCUUAGAACUCGGUCCAAAGGGUAUCAGACUGAACGUCGUGGCGCCGGGCUCGAUCACGACUCCAAUAAAAGAUGUGGAAGUGGCCCGGGCGAAAAUAUAG